This is a messenger RNA of Laccaria bicolor S238N-H82, 439 nucleotides long. RefSeq lists its product as uncharacterized. The record is from RefSeq and is a predicted model, not a curated record. Lineage: Eukaryota; Fungi; Basidiomycota; Agaricomycetes; Agaricales; Hydnangiaceae. The coding region runs from base 1 to 378 and encodes 125 amino acids. The transcript is spliced from 2 exons.
AUGCCUCGCGACACUCGUUACACCAACAAUGAACCCGAUGGUACACCCUUUCAAGAGCUCAUCAUGUUUCCGACCUUGGCCCCUCAGCUUGCACGUCCUCAGCAUGCCGCACCGCCGCGUGCUCCCCCCAACGGAGCUGGUGCUGCUGCUCCAGGAGCGUUGCCUGUCGCUGGCACUGCCGAGGAGAACAACAAUUUGUCUGAUUUCACGCGUGCGUACUUGUUGAGGUUCCAUAAACGCGGUGGUACAUCAAAAUAUUGGCGAUUGUGCCGAUUGAGCAGCCAGCCAUGUCAGCCAGCUUUCGGUAUGACCAGUUGUUCUGAAUGCGCCAUUGCACCACCCUAUCGCGUAGAUCCUUUGAAAGCGAAGGAGCCAUGAUGAGUGCGAUGGUAGAGCGCGCGUUAUCUACUCGAUCAAUCAUUUGUUUGGCUACGGGAAA